AUGGUCGAUAAAAUUGAAUGCCUUGCGAUAAUCAAGCAAUAUUGUCAGUUGUUGAAAAACCAACAUACGAUUCAAUAUUCGCCUAAAGCUGUCGAAUAUUCAAAUUUGGACAAUCAAAACGCCUCCGGAUUGCAAAAACGUCAUGAGGAAAACAAUAACAUAAUAGGAUCGAAUCUGAAUGACGACAUUGUAAUGAGUCGUAACGAUGCAUUACAAUCUCUGGCAAAUUUGCGGUCUGAGUGCCUUUCCAAUGUUUGUUAUGAUACCCAAUUAAAGCGUCUUGAAAGGGAACUGCAUGAUGAACAAGAUAAAACCAAGCAACUUGAAUCUGAGCUAACGGUUGCCGAAACAAAAAUCUUACAACUCGAACAGGUACUAAACCUACACGAGUUAGAACAAACGAGUAAAGAAACUGACAAUGGGCUUUGUCAUGAUCAUUCCUGCAUUAUUUUGGAGACACUCAGCACUAAUUGCAUUAGAAAUCAACACGCGCCUCCGACUCAAGAGAAUACCUGUACUAAUAAAUAUAUCACAUCUCAAGAAUUACCACCUAACCCUCGAAUACCACCAAAACAAGUUGAUAAGCAGGAGCCUCAAAAACAUGCUGGUCAAGUAAGUCAAUUCCCAAAACAUACGGAAAUUUCGGACAUAACUAACUGUUAUGCCAUCCCUACUCGCGUUACCGAUAGAACACCAUCAAAGAAAUCUACGUGGCGACGAAAUAAACAUGGCGCUAGAAUCAACCAGACUGAGGAGGGUUUUCGCAAGGACAAAUGGAAAGCCAAUAUGAGGUUUUUCCAGUAUUAUUACUAG
Paramuricea clavata is the source of this 813-nucleotide messenger RNA. NCBI's taxonomy places the organism in Eukaryota, Metazoa, Cnidaria, Anthozoa, Malacalcyonacea, Plexauridae. The record is from the annotation of a GenBank genome assembly.